Messenger RNA from Amborella trichopoda, 2643 nucleotides. Its product is annotated as ABC transporter E family member 2. Gene Ontology annotation, molecular function: ATP binding; ATP hydrolysis activity. Lineage: Eukaryota; Viridiplantae; Streptophyta; Magnoliopsida; Amborellales; Amborellaceae. The record is from RefSeq and is a predicted model, not a curated record.
CAUUUCCCCGAUGUUUCAAAGUUCAAGCACAUUUUCCACGUAAACAAACGCGGCCUCUUUUUUUUUUCCGCUUAGGCUGCCCUAUAUUUUCACCCAUGCACCAGGGGAGAGUUAAAGGAGGCUGGAUAACCAGGGGAGAGUUGAAGAAGGCUUGAUCGUUUUUUUCUCUCUUCUCAUCGCACCAUCGCAGUUCCAGUAUAUAUUUGAUCGAGGAGUGUGAUAGUGGGAAGAGAAAAUGGCAGAUCAGCGACUGACUCGUAUUGCUAUCGUAAAUUCUGAUCGCUGCAAGCCCAAGAAAUGCCGCCAAGAGUGUAAAAAGAGCUGCCCUGUUGUUAAAACGGGUAAACUUUGUAUCGAGGUUUCGCCUGCCUCAAAGAUUGCUUAUAUUUCAGAAGAGUUGUGCAUUGGAUGUGGUAUUUGUGUGAAGAAAUGCCCAUUUGAUGCUAUCCAGAUAAUCAAUCUGCCCAAAGAUUUGGAUAAAGAUACAACUCAUCGAUAUGGCCCAAACACGUUCAAGUUGCACAGGUUGCCAGUUCCAAGACCUGGGCAAGUCCUUGGACUUGUUGGGACAAAUGGCAUAGGGAAGUCAACUGCUCUCAAAGUUUUGGCUGGGAAAUUGAAACCUAAUUUGGGUCGGUAUAAUAAUCCUCCUGAUUGGCAGGAAAUAUUGACAUAUUUCCGGGGAUCGGAGCUUCAAAAUUAUUUCACUCGUAUAUUGGAAGACAAUUUAAAGGCUAUCAUAAAGCCUCAGUAUGUUGAUCACAUACCUAAGGCAGUGCAAGGGAAUGUUGGUCAGGUGCUUGAUCAAAAAGAUGAGAGGGAGAUGAAGGCUGAACUCUGCCAUGAUCUAGAGUUGAAUCAGGUUAUAGAUCGAAAUGUUGGGGACCUAUCAGGUGGAGAACUGCAGAGGUUUGCUAUUGCUGUUGUUGCAGUUCAGAAUGCUGAAAUAUACAUGUUUGAUGAGCCAUCAAGUUAUCUUGACGUAAAGCAAAGGCUAAAAGCCGCACAAGUAGUUCGAUCUUUACUCCGUCCGAACAGCUAUGUGAUCGUUGUUGAACAUGACCUGAGCGUCCUUGAUUACUUAUCUGACUUCAUUUGCUGCCUUUAUGGGAAGCCUGGAAUUUAUGGAGUUGUGACACUUCCAUUUUCUGUCCGAGAAGGAAUCAAUAUCUUUUUAGCGGGAUUUGUUCCUACUGAGAAUCUUCGUUUCCGGGACGAGUACCUGACAUUCAAGGUUGCAGAGAAUCCACAGGAAAGUGCUGAGGAAAUUCAGACCUAUGCACGAUAUAGAUACCCAACCAUGAGUAAAACUCAGGGAAAUUUCAAGCUUACAGUGGUUGAGGGUGAAUUUACCGAUUCUCAGAUUAUUGUAAUGUUGGGUGAGAACGGGACUGGGAAGACAACAUUUAUCCGCAUGCUUGCUGGUCUACUGAAACCUGAUGUGAUCGAAGGUUCAGAUGUGGAAAUUCCCGAAUUUAAUGUUUCUUACAAGCCCCAGAAGAUUAGCCCUAAAUUCCAGCACACUGUCAGACAUUUACUGCAUCAGAAAAUUCGGGAUUCAUAUAUGCAUCCUCAGUUCAUGUCAGAUGUCAUGAAACCCCUUCAAAUUGAGCAACUGAUGGAUCAGGAAGUUAUAAAUCUAUCGGGUGGAGAGUUGCAGAGGGUAGCACUUUGCCUCUGUCUCGGCAAGCCUGCUGACAUCUAUCUAAUUGAUGAGCCAAGUGCAUAUCUGGACUCCGAGCAGCGUAUUGUGGCUUCAAAGGUCAUCAAGAGGUUCAUCCUUCAUGCCAAGAAGACUGCUUUUGUUGUGGAGCAUGACUUUAUAAUGGCGACUUACCUGGCAGACAGAGUUAUUGUGUAUGAGGGAAAGCCAUCAGUGGAUUGCACUGCAAAUGCUCCUCAGUCCCUGUUGACUGGAAUGAACUUAUUCUUGUCGCAUCUGGAUAUUACAUUCAGGAGAGAUCCGACCAAUUAUAGGCCUCGAAUCAACAAAUUGGACUCUACAAAGGACAGGGAACAGAAGUCUGCUGGGUCCUAUUACUAUCUAGAUGAUUGACAGUUUUUUUCACAGCUGUUUGUGCAGGUCCUUGAGGUUUCAACUUCCAUCCAAGCUGUGGAACAUCUCAGUACUGAGAGGAACUUCUAUUUAUUUUUUGCAUGCUGUGUUUGUGUGUUCUUCUUGAGCUCAUCUUCAGUGGCGUGAAUUAGGAAUUAAAAUAGGAUUUUUUUUUGAAUGGGCUGUCUAAUAGUUAGUUACAAUCAACUUUCAAGGAUUUUGGAAAUUAGUGCUACCUCUCAUUUUGUGUGUAGUCGACCCCAGUGUAUUAUGCCCAGUUCAUCCAGGAUGCAGACCUUAGACCCAUCCCUGGCCUUUGAAGAGGUUGGUUAUAUACUGUAUGGCCCCAGAGGUUUGGGGUUGCAGAAGAGGAUGGUUUUUGGGGGUUGCAGAAGAGGAUGGUUUUGAAGUGCUCUCUUUUUUCUAUUCGUUAUAUUUAUCUAUAGAAAGUUUAGACAAAUUGAUUUGAAAAUUUGAUCAAACUGCUGUGUAAGUUAAUAGUUUGGGAAAGAGUUCUUAAUCUUCCAAUUGAGUAUUCUAAUAAGGAUUGAAAUUACUGAAUCGUAGAUUUCAAGAGUUUCCCUGGG